Thlaspi arvense is the source of this 588-nucleotide messenger RNA. The record is from the annotation of a GenBank genome assembly. NCBI's taxonomy places the organism in Eukaryota, Viridiplantae, Streptophyta, Magnoliopsida, Brassicales, Brassicaceae.
AUGAAGGCACCAAACAUGGAGACGAUUACGAAAUCUCUGGAGAAAUCGAUGCAAAACUUUUCUCUGAGCGAUCGGAAAAGAAGAGUCGGAGAUGGGUUUGGGAGAUCGUCGUCGUCGUCGACGGAGGAGACCAACGACCAUAUUCCUCCGAUCUCAGAUAGAACAUUGGAGCUCAAUUCUCACUUAUCUCUUCCUUGUCACUGGGAACAGUGUCUUGAUCUCAAGACAGGAGAGAUUUACUACAUAAACUGGAAAAACGGAAUGAGGGUGAAAGAGGAUCCAAGGAAAGUGAGGAUGAAUGCAGAUAAUGACAGUGGAGAAUCAUAUGGAACCUUGUGCUCAGAAGAAGAUAGCUCAUAUUACGACAGUGAAGAGUCUUCAUCAGGGUCAUCUCCAUCAUCAAGAGAGAAUCAGAAAGAGGAAGAAUAUGAAGAAGAAGAAGAGGAAGAGGAAGAAGAAGAUGUGCUUGUGGUUGCUGGAUGCAAAGCUUGUUUCAUGUACUUCAUGGUUCCUAAGCUUGUCAAGGACUGUCCCAAAUGUGCUGCACAGCUUCUUCACUUUGAUCGACCUCAUCCUGCUUCUCUUUGA